This is a messenger RNA of Arvicola amphibius (Eurasian water vole), 1570 nucleotides long. It is a transcript of the gene Elp6, whose product is annotated as elongator acetyltransferase complex subunit 6. Lineage: Eukaryota; Metazoa; Chordata; Mammalia; Rodentia; Cricetidae. Gene Ontology annotation, biological process: tRNA wobble uridine modification. Bases 382 to 1182 code for a protein of 266 amino acids. Gene Ontology annotation, cellular component: elongator holoenzyme complex. The record is from RefSeq and is a predicted model, not a curated record. The transcript has 7 exons.
CUUCCCUAUAUGGAUCUAGCCCAAGCUUGUGUGCAACACACGAGGAAACCACGUGGUGAGACCGAGAUCCGGAGCUGCAGGGGAGCCAGCCCAAUGAAAGGAGGAAGCUCGCCCUCUUCCGCUAAGCCGUGAGGGAGAAGGCCACUACCGAAACCACAGCACAGCCCACUGCUAGACUUGGGAUUGCUCUACGGCUCGGCAGCACCGGGACACGUGAUCACGCGCUUGCGCAGCAGCAUCGCAAGCCCAAGCCUGAUUGGCUGACGCAGAAUCACGCGUGCGCAAUUUCUCACGCGCGAGCAAGGCCUCGGCGGGUGUUGUUCUUCGGUCUUCAUGCUCUCUCUCUCUCUGUAGAGCCUUAAUUCCUCACCCCAGUUCACAAUGUUCCCGGAACUCAAUAACCUUCUCAGCACCACCCCAGACAAGACGGAACAGGGGAAACUGACUCUGCUUUGUGAUGCCAGGACCGAUGGCAGCUUCCUUGUGCAUCAUUUCCUUUCCUUCUACCUCAAAGCCAACUGUAAAGUGUGCUUUGUGGCGCUCGUCCAGUCCUUCAGCCACUAUAACAUUGUGGGGCAGAAGCUGGGUGUCAACCUGACAGCAGCACGGGAAAGCGGGCAGCUUGUGUUCCUGGAGGGCCUUAGGUCCACAGUGGACAUCUUCUUCCACACUCCGGAGGAGCCUCAACCCCUGCAGUUUCUCAGGGAGGCCAGCGCAGGGAACCUCCAGACACUGUAUGAGUUUGUACAGGACACCCUGAAGCCCGUGGACAGUGGGGAGACUCCGUGGAAGUACCCAGUGCUGUUGGUGGACAAUCUCAGUGUGCUGCUGAGCCUGGGCCUGGGGGCAGUUGCUGUGCUGGACUUCAUGCAGUACUGCAGAGCCACGGUUUGCUGCAAAUGGAAGGGGAAUGUGGUCGCCCUUGUGCAUGACAACAUAGAUGCUGAGGAUGAGGAGAACGACAUUCUGCUGAAUGGUCUUAGUCAUCAAAGCCACCUGGUCCUGCGGGCUGAGGGCCUGGCCACUGGGUUCUGCAAGGAUGUGCAUGGACAGCUGAGGAUCUUCUGGAGGAGGCCAUCGCAGCCCACAACCCAGCGGGAUCGAAGCCUCACUUACCAAUACAAGAUACAGGAUAAAAAUGUGUCCUUUUUUGCCAAGGGAAUGUCUCCUGCUAUUCUGUGACCUGGUUGGGGGACAGCUAAGUGACUUUGGAUGGUUUUGAUGUGGAAGAUAAAGCAGCUGGGCAGGAAUGGGCAUUCGGACCUUUGACACGCUCUUCAGGCUGGCCCGCAGCUCCACUGUGGCCGGAGGAUAGAAUGGUGCUGGGAGGGAGUGGGUGCCUUUGUUCCCCAGGACUCUGCUCAGUGAACACAGCGAGGAAUCGGCUGAGAGAGGCUUCAGGGGGAACCAGCAGAAUGGUCCUUGGAGCAUCCCAUGGAACUUCAGCCUCACCUGCCCAUUUUUGGUGGCUGUGCCUUUAAGAGCCACUGCAGGUGGAGUGAAGCUGGGAAGCUGUCCUGACGGAGACUAAGAUAAAGCCGGCUAGAAUAAAGAUGGUUCCCACACCAGG